GCUGUACAACAUGCGUGUGGAAGACACAGCAGAUAUCGACUGGGACGAGGUCGCUCAGACUAUCGGCAAAGUGACUCCUGUGUGUGUUCAAAAGAGUUUCUACAGACUGAAAGUAUCCAGAGUUCCCAACUGGACCAGUUUAUCCUACGGAGAGACCAUCGACUUCCUAAAGCAGAGAGUGACUCCUCUCCUGGAGGAGAAACUGAGGAGGCGCGGCAGAAAGAGGAAACGGGAGGAGGCGCAGGAGGAGAACCUCUUCCUGCUGUCUGACAUCGUCUCCUCCCACGACGAAGACGACGACGACUACGUGGAGCUGGACAACAGUCAGCUGACCUCCGGCCAACCAGGACGCAGAUCAGGACGCAGACGGUUAUAGAGACAUCCUCCGUCCACACAAAGGAUUGUGAUUGGCUGUCACCUCCGUGGACUGACUUUCUGUCAGCUGGGACUAAACCGUUUUCAGACAGUGGACCAGUUCACAUAUUCUUUAUGUAAAAGUCAAAUAUUGAUUUUCAUAUUUGAACAUCUGAGUUUUUUGAAGUGAAAUAUGUUUGCCAUUAAGAGUUUUCAUUUAUAAACCAGUGUGUCGGGUCAUGUGUCCACAUUCAAGCUGAGCAGGAGCCGGAUCGCUCCACGCCGUCUACACCUUUUGGAGACGAACUAUGAAUCUGUCAAACAUCUGGAAUCCAUUCAGAAAUUGACCCAAACUGUAUUGUCUUCAUUUCUCCUUUUGAUUUCCGACAGUCAGGAAGUGCAUUGCUUACAAAUAACACAAACAACACAAACCAUGUCAGCGCUCAGUUCCACCUGGAGCAGGAGGGAAACCUGAACCUGAACCAGGUUAUGACCCAAUUUAAGCCCAGAAAUUGAUUUCACGGGUUAAACUCAAUUAAAAG
Molecule: messenger RNA, 896 nt
Organism: Anoplopoma fimbria (sablefish)
Lineage: Eukaryota; Metazoa; Chordata; Actinopteri; Perciformes; Anoplopomatidae
Product: transcription termination factor 1
Source: RefSeq, a predicted model, not a curated record